Molecule: messenger RNA, 1284 nt
Organism: Erythranthe guttata (spotted monkey flower)
Lineage: Eukaryota; Viridiplantae; Streptophyta; Magnoliopsida; Lamiales; Phrymaceae
Source: RefSeq, a predicted model, not a curated record
AUGCAUCUAAAUCACAUAGUUUUAACAGCUUUCUUGACGGAUUCAGAUUCGGACUCUGAUGAUCUUGAAAUGUUCAUAAGAGCAACUAAAGAACAAGAAGACGAAAGAAAGAGACAACAUAAUCGUCACCGCGGUUCGGUUCCCGGUCGAAAGGUAAUUCAUCGUGAUAGGGUGGAAGGUCACAAGAGACUUUAUCGUGAUUACUUUUCUAAUAAUCCUACAUAUCCUGAUGUUUAUUUUAGGAGAAGAUUCCGUAUGAGUCGAUUCCUUUUUUGUCAAAUUAUUUCUGGUGUUGAAACACACGACUCAUAUUUUGUUCAACGAAAUGAUGCAUUAGGAGUCCCCGGUUUAUCAUCUCUUCAAAAAGUUAUUGCUGCAUAUAGAAUAUUAGCAUAUGGAGUUCCUGCUGAUUUUUUAGACGACCAUAUACGCAUAGGUGAAAGUACUGCUAUUGAAAGCUUACGUCAUUUUGUAAAAGCAAUUAUUGCCGUUUUUGGUGAAAAAUACUUAAGAGCACCUAACGAGGAUGAUUUAUCUCGAUUGCUCCAAAUUAAUGAGAGACGGGGAUUUCCAGGCAUGCUUGGGAGUAUCGAUUGCAUGCAUUGGAUGUGGAAAAAUUGUCCAACUGCAUGGCAUGGUAUGUAUAGUGGUCAUUUUCGUACACCGACAAUUAUAUUAGAGGCUGUAGCAUCACAAGAUCUUUGGAUCUGGCAUGCCUUUUUUGGAAUGCCAGGUUCACUUAACGAUAUUAAUGUUCUUGAAAGAUCUCCUGUCUUCUCGGCAUUAGCCAACGGUCGUGGUCCUACUGUCAAUUAUACUAUAAAUGGGAACGAUUAUUCUAUGGGUUAUUAUCUAGCUGACGGUAUUUAUCCAUCAUGGGCAACGUUUGUGAAAACGAUACCGGUUCCACUUGGUUUAAAGGCUAAACAUUUUGCACAAGCCCAAGAAGCUGCGAGGAAAGACGUGGAACGAGCAUUUGGGGUACUACAAUCUCGUUUUAAUAUAGUUCGUGGUCCGGCAAGGUUUUGGGAUGAAGUCACAUUGGGCGAUAUAAUGAAAGCGUGUAUUAUAAUGCAUAAUAUGAUUAUCGAGGAUGAAAAUGGCCCAAGUACCAUUGAGUUUGAUGGUAUGACUCCAAAUGUUAUACCAUCCCGUGAACACACAAAUGACUUUAUGGAAUUUAUUCAAGCUCAUCAUCGAAUUCGAGAUCGUGCUACUCAUUCUCAACUCCAACGUGAUCUUGUCGAACAUUUAUGGGAUUUGCAUGGUCUUGACAAUUCUUAA